AUGCCGUACACGACACACCGGCAAUUCAGAGCCUGUGUGGGUUGUGCCGUAUUGUACCCUGCGGCACAAGUACUGUGCAUCCCGCUGACCUGUCUUUGUCCCCACUGUGAAAUGUUGACGUGAGAAACCCCCUUUCGAGAUUGGCCGACUUUAUGAUAGGCACAUUCGUCCUGUCCGCCUUACUCGUCAUUCCCUUGUGCGCUGCUUCCCUUCCUCCUCUCCUUCCCUCCCUUCUUCCUUCCUUCCUUCCUUCCUUCCUCUCCUUCCCUCCUCUGCCCACCCGACCUUCCUCCAUAGCCCUACUUUCCCGCGCACAACCACCCUUCAACAAACCCCACCCAGCCAAACUACCCAAUCCCUCAACCCAAUCCGCAAAGAAGCGACAAUGUCUCACCCUUUCAUCCGCAAGUUCUCGCAUCGCGCAAGUGGAAUCUACAGAUCUCCCCGCACCAUUAUUAUGUACUCCUACCUUGUUGCACGUACUCCCCUCCCCUUCCCCCAUAUUCCAUAACUGACAAUCGAAUGACAGGCGGGCUUCUCCCUCCCCUUCGCCCUCCCCGCCGCCAAAAGGCUCUCUUCAGAGAACAACAAGUCUGUUUCCCGCAAUAGGCCCUCCCCUUCUCUUUUUUUUUUAUUUUUCCUACCCCGCGAACCUUCCUUGCUUCACACUCCCCCACAGAACGUAGCUGACUGGCUUCGAUGGUCAUUGUAGCGGUGGUGGCGGCGAUGAUAUCUCUCUUUACCACUGCUGCCGCUAAGCUUUGGAAAUGAACGGGGAAUUGGGAGGAUAUCAUCGGACGGAGGCGCAAUGCAUGCAUUUUCCGACGGGGGCGUUUGGGAUUUUUUUAUCUGCUUUCCUUUCACAUGACGUUUCCUUUGCUUUCACCUUUUACAUUUCUAAACAAUAUGGAGGAGGAGGUUUGGUAUGAUGCUGGUACUGGAGGCACAGACGCACGAACCCUAGACCCGUAGUGGAGAUUUUAUAUAUUGGUUGUCU
Tuber aestivum (summer truffle) is the source of this 997-nucleotide messenger RNA. The record is from the annotation of a GenBank genome assembly. Lineage: Eukaryota; Fungi; Ascomycota; Pezizomycetes; Pezizales; Tuberaceae.